AUGAGCUUCAUCAGCACUGUGUUCUGUGGACACUUGGGGAAAACGAAACUGGCCAGUGUGGCUCUGGCUAUUGCUGUGAGUUCACAAAAUAACUUAAUUAUAGUGGCAUUUAUUAAAACAUUAUUUAUUAAUGUGACCGGCAUCUCCAUCGGCUCUGGAUUGGCAUCUGCAUGCGAUACACUCAUCUCUCAGACGUUUGACAGUAAUAAUCUGAAGCGUGUGGGUGUGAUACUGCAGAGAGGGAUUCUCAUCCUUUUGUUGGCCUGUUUCCCCUGCUGGGCGCUGCUCAUCAACACAGAGCCCAUCCUGCUGGCUGUCCGACAGAGUCCCAGUGUGGCCAGGUUGCCACAACUCUAUGUAAAAAUAGUCAUGCCUGCUCUGCUUGCUGCCUUUAUGUAUCAGCUGCAGGGCUUGUAUCUUCAAAAUCAGAUAUCCUCCAUUUUGUUGAAUCUUUGUUCUUCAUCAUCCUCAUUUGCAGACUGGACUGGAAAAAAGCAACUCAAGAGGCUUUAA
Messenger RNA from Sinocyclocheilus anshuiensis, 513 nucleotides. Its product is annotated as multidrug and toxin extrusion protein 1-like. Gene Ontology annotation, cellular component: membrane. The record is from RefSeq and is a predicted model, not a curated record. Gene Ontology annotation, molecular function: antiporter activity; xenobiotic transmembrane transporter activity. The coding region runs from base 1 to 513 and encodes 170 amino acids. The transcript has 7 exons. Gene Ontology annotation, biological process: transmembrane transport. Lineage: Eukaryota; Metazoa; Chordata; Actinopteri; Cypriniformes; Cyprinidae.